Messenger RNA from Myxocyprinus asiaticus (Chinese sucker), 1646 nucleotides. RefSeq names its product CTD small phosphatase-like protein 2. Lineage: Eukaryota; Metazoa; Chordata; Actinopteri; Cypriniformes; Catostomidae. The coding region runs from base 143 to 1225 and encodes 360 amino acids. The record is from RefSeq and is a predicted model, not a curated record. Gene Ontology annotation, molecular function: phosphoprotein phosphatase activity. The transcript is spliced from 11 exons.
AUGAGAUCGGCCAGUAUGGAAACAGCGAGACAAAACUGAUGAUCUACGUUCAUGGGAAUUAACGCGCCUUCCGGGCUACUUUGUUAUUUUUGAACGUGUAUAGUUUUGUUUAAAACAUAUAUUUAAUCCGGUCUGCAUCAAAAUGAGACUUCGUUCGAGGAAUAUUUUCAAUGAAAACCCAAAGACACCGUCCCACCGCCGUCGAGUUGCUGCGGAACCGCAAACCCCACGGGUCCAGACACAGGACCAGGUAGACGUUCUUCAGGACCGCUCAAAUCUGGACCCUGAUGAUGUUCCAACAGCAACCAAACGUCCACGCAUUAAACGUGGAAGGAGGAAAGCUUUAUCAACUGACGACUUCAAAGAGUCAGAUUUCAAGACCCCAGUCCGUCACCAGAGGGAAAGACAUUCCUCAUUGAAUCCUGCUGCUCGAAGCCUCUACUCUCCUGCAGUGCAUUUCCUCACACCCCCUAAAGACAGUGAGCAGCCAAACUCAGGAGCCAUCUUCAGUCCUGAACACUGUGUGUUUGGCUACAGUGCCGUCAGCCCUCUUUCAGAGGAUGAAGAGAAUGAUGAAGUGUUCAGUCCUUUUACAUUUAUUAAGAACAUUCCAAACCGUUCACAACAGUCCAGACCCGUCUCAGCAGUUCGGGACAUUCCACCAAAGACGAGGAGCACACCUGCUGCUACCCUAGUGCUUGAUUUGGAUGAAACCCUCGUGUUCAGUUCACUCAAUGUGAUCCAUGAUGCAGAGUAUACAUUCAGUGCUCGGUUUCAAAAUCACAAGUACAAGGUCUACCUAAUCCUCAGGCCAUAUGUGAAAGAGUUCCUACAAGCCAUGACCAAGCAUUUUGAGAUGUUUGUUUAUACUUCUGCUAAAAAGGAAUAUGCAGAAAAGAUUGUUGACAUAUUGGAUCCUAAUAAAAAGCUUUUUAGGCAUCGUUUGUAUCAGGACGAUUGCGCUUGUGUGCUUGGACACUACAUUAAAGACUUGAGUGUGCUGGAGAGGGACUUGUCAAAGACCGUCAUCCUGGACAACGCUCCCCACACUUUCCCCUACCACCUGAUUAAUAUGAUUCCCAUAAAGAGCUGGUUUGAAGAUCGAGAGGACCGGGAGCUGCAAAAGCUCAUCCCUUACAUGGAGAAACUCGUGCAAGCAGAUGACUUCAGAAACGUUCUAAAGAAGAGAACCGACCAAUUUCACAGGCUGCUUUCUGAAGACUGAACCCUUUGUGAAAUGCAAAUAUCUGUAAAGCCAUGCAAUGAAAUUCCCCGCUGACAUGCCAACCAAGGCAAAAUAUUUUUUAUGCUUUUACUCUGCUAUAAUGUACACCAGAGAGAAGCACAAGUGUUUAUUAGAUUUAUUUGAGAACAGUCUUAACAUUUCACCCUUGGUCAUCCUGGUCAGCUGGUGUUCUGACUCCUUGUAAAGAUUAGGGCUAGAAUCCUGCCUUUAAGUUAUUGACAAACCUUGAGAUUUUUGUACAGGAUUGUGCGGAGUAUAUAAUUACACUGCUGGAAAAUUGUUUUUGCUCCUUUUUCAGACUUUAAAGAGUUAACUUGAUUUAAAUGAUUUUUUCUGUUGUACUCAGAAGUUUAUUUUUAAAGGACUCUAAUAAAAUAAGAAAAACGUUUGUUUUCUUAUA